GUACUGGUAGACUCCAAAAUUAUCCUUUCUUUAUGGUUUUUGGAAUCUGGGUUCUCCGAUUUUGAGGAUCUUGAAAUCUUGAAAGAGAAGAGGUUUUGGUUUUUUAAAUCAGACAUCUAUCCUCUCAUGGCGAAGUUAUGUUGCUUCGGUUCUUCAGACUACGAUCUUGUGGUUGGGAGGGCGUCAACUAGUUCUGGAAAAGGGAAAAAUAGCGACGGCGAGAUCAAAUUCGGUUACAGCUUAGUGAAAGGGAAAGCUAAUCAUCCAAUGGAGGAUUAUCAUGUGUCUAAAUUCGUGAAAAUAGACGGUAGCGAGCUCGGUUUGUUUGCAAUCUACGAUGGUCAUUUGGGUGAACGUGUUCCUGCUUAUCUACAGAAGCAUUUGUUCUCCAAUAUCCUUAAAGAGGAGCAAUUUAGGUAUGAUCCUCACAGAUCAAUAAUUGCUGCCUAUGAGAAGACAGACCAAGCCAUUCUGUCACAUUCUUCUGACUUAGGCCGUGGUGGUUCGACUGCUGUAACCGCUAUUCUGAUGAAUGGACGGCGUUUGUGGGUGGCAAAUGUGGGUGAUUCCCGGGCGGUUUUAUCUCAAGGAGGUCAGGCUAUACAGAUGACUGUCGAUCAUGAGCCGCACACUGAAAGGUUGAGCAUCGAGGAUAGAGGAGGCUUUGUAUCGAACAUGCCAGGAGAUGUCCCUCGGGUUAACGGGCAGCUAGCGGUUUCUCGUGCGUUUGGGGACAAAAGCCUCAAAACACAUCUACGGUCAGAUCCAGACGUUAAAGAUUCAUCUAUAGAUGAUCACACAGAUGUUCUUGUUCUUGCUAGUGACGGUCUAUGGAAGGUGAUGGCUAACCAAGAGGCGAUUGAUAUCGCGAGAAGAAUCAAAGAUCCACUGAAAGCAGCGAAAGAACUAACAACCGAAGCGCUGAGAAGAGACAGUAAAGACGAUAUUUCUUGCAUUGUCGUCAGAUUAAGGUGAUGAAAGAUCUUUUGAAACCAAAUAAAUAAGUUUGACACUGAAGAGUAGAAUAUAUUUUUACUUGUUUCUUUUUUACCUCCGGUGUAAAAUGGUUGAUUGGUAAUGUUUGGCAAUUUGAUUGGUUUGAUUUGUGGUCUGUGUAAGUGAGAUUUGGUGUAUAAAAACAACUUAUCUUCUGCUUUGACAUGAGAAGACUACUCUUAAGUGGAUGGGGAGUGUAUAUAAAGCUUUGUGUGCUUCUUCUGAUCUCUGUUUCAACAGUCCUCAUUUUCUCUUUUGUCAUUGAACUUUUUUAGUUUACUAUAUGUUUGUUUUUCCUUUUAAUAAAAUGCAUACUGUACA
Arabidopsis arenosa is the source of this 1317-nucleotide messenger RNA. The record is from the annotation of a GenBank genome assembly. Lineage: Eukaryota; Viridiplantae; Streptophyta; Magnoliopsida; Brassicales; Brassicaceae.